Molecule: messenger RNA, 4977 nt
Organism: Trypanosoma conorhini
Lineage: Eukaryota; Euglenozoa; Kinetoplastea; Trypanosomatida; Trypanosomatidae
Product: putative RNase III domain protein
Exons: 1
Coding region: 1-4977 (1658 amino acids)
Biological process (GO): RNA processing
Molecular function (GO): ribonuclease III activity
Source: RefSeq, a predicted model, not a curated record
AUGCACGGGGGCGGCGUUGGCGACGUCACUGUGGCGGAGCUGCUGCAGUCGUGGGUGCCGCCAGAGACGCGGCUGGCGGACGCCCUUGAGCGGGUUGGGACGCUGAUAGGGACGCAGGAGCUGCAGCGGGCGCUGAGGAGCGUCCCCCCGCACGCCGCCGCACUUACAGCGGGGGACGGCGUCGCCGCGGCGUCGCUGGCAGGGGAGAAGUUCUUGAAGGCGCUUGCGUCGGAGUACGCAUUCCUGUCAUUUCCGAAGGGCGACACCGCGAAGCUCACCAACGUGGCGCGCGUGCUCCUCUCCUCCGACACGUUUGACCCGGAGCUGGAAAAGUUCCUCGGCGCCACCCUGGCGGCGCGCAAGGUGUUCAUGCCCUUCUUGGCGCUGCUGCUGUGGGCGCGGGGCAUUCCUGCGGCCUCCUCCCUCCUACUCCCCGUGCUGCGUAGCGUGAUGUGCACCGGCGACUACGCGGUGUCGCUGCCGGCUAUUCUCUGCUGGCUUCGUCCCGGCGAGUCGUUUGGGCGCCUGACGCACGAGCAGCAGAUUGAGUUGCUCGUGGAGGAGCUGGGAAAACGCGGGGUCUGCGUGUCGCGGGAGGCGGAAGCGUCAGAGUCUAGCGAGAGUGCCGCGGUGCGUUACACCGUGCGGGUGAAGUGGGAAGAGGAGGCAGAGUCCUGCAAGAAGGGGGUGACGCUCCCUGGGUUCUACGCCAUCGUCACGGGCGAGGGAAAGAAGUUCGUCGCGCGCGAGAAGUUGAGCAAAAAGACACAGCGCGCGCACUUUACGCUUUCCCCGGUGAAUAUGAAAAUGUGGAUGCACGAGGUUCGUCACCUGCUGCGCUUCCGGCCCCCGUACGCCGACGUCUUACCGGGGGACUUCCUGGCAAAGGUGACGUUCUGCGAGGGGUGGAUUCCGCUGAGCGAGAUGUGCCGCGUCCUGGCGACGCGGUCGGCGGAGACGCGCGCGUUGGUGCCCUCGGAAGGGGCGCUGCAGCAGCUGCUCGAGAACCACGACCACUUUCAGCGGUACGAGGUGGGCGUGUGCGAGGUUGCAGGGGGCGCGUUUACGGGUCAGUUGUGCGCCCGUGCUCUGUACGCCCACGUGGGCGCUUCAUCGCUCUGCACGCGCAUCUUUGAGAGGUUUGCGACCGUCAAGGACCCGAGCGCGUGCCCCACCUACGCGUGGGCGUCAUUGCAGGACAAGAAGCAGCUGGAUCGCGGGCUUCGCAAAGGGCCGUACAUACUGCACGAAAAUCUCCGCUUUGUGCAGGUGUUUCCCGCGGAAUCGCUGGCCGAAUUCAGCUGCUAUCAACGGGAAACCCCACUGGAGGCGCAGUACGACGAGAAGCUGGGGGUGGACAAGCCUCUCUGCUUUUUGGAGUUUUGCCUUCGGGCCGCGGUGCGGGAUGAAAAGAUGGAAGUGCUUCAGUCCCCACAACGGGGGGAAGCCGCGGUGCACUGGUACGUCUUUUCGGACCGCAAGGAGGACCCCGAUGAGGAAAAUUUGCAGGUCCCACGGUAUUACUUUACUGGCCGCGUGGCAACGCUGCGACGCGGCGUCCCCGGCGACGCCGCGCACGGCGACGAGACGACCACGACGGCGCAGGAAGCGAGUCCCCCGGGUAUGGCGUUUGGCUGGCGCGGGUUCCUGAAAAACGUUGAGCCCGUUGGUUUCUCGGAGGAGGAAGUGCGCAGCAUCUUUGGCUCCGACAGGACCGAUGCGCACAGGGACGACGGCGGCGACGCGGCGGCGGCAACGCAGGAGGAAGAGUUUGUGAUCUCCAGCGGCGUCUCCGUCACGGCUCCGUUGGAUACCGAGGCAGCGAGGUCGACGGUGCUUAGCUUCGUGCAGAACUCGGAUCUGCUCGUCACGCGUGUCACAUUUCCAAGGCGGCCGCCUGGCGGAGGCCUGUUUUUCAACCGUCAAAAGACCCUUACUGAGUUUAAGGCUUGGCUGGUGGAGCUGGGGCUCGUGUACAGGAGCCCCGCGGCGGCGGAGGGCGCCCUGGAGGAGGUGUACGAGAUCCGCAAGCGUGGACGCUGGAGCCAGGACUUCAUCGACGGCAUUGCGAAGGAGUUGGAGCUGGAGGACAUCCCGGACCGCGAGCUGCUGCUGCGGGCGGUGACCCGCGAGUGUGAAAGCAAGGAGAUGAACUACGAAACCCUGGAGUUCCUCGGCGACGCCGUGGUGGACUUCGUGGUGGCCUUCGACAGCUUUCUGCUUGGGGAACCGUGGAAACUGCACGUCGUCAGGGAGGUGUGCUGCAAUGAGGUGUUUGCCCACCUCAUCCCCGCCUCGCUGAGUGCGACGCUCGCCCAGAUUUACCCGAGCCUGUCGACGAAGGUGCGGGCGGAUAUGAUGGAGGCCAUUAUGGGCGCCGUGUACCGCAGCCAGAUGGGCCUCGACCGGGUGCGGCAACAGCUGCGGCACUUCUUUAGCCGCAUCCCCGCCGCCCUCGCCAUGGGCGUCGAGGAGCAGGACACCCGGACGCUGCUGGAGCAGGCGGCGGCGGCCUGCCCAUACCUUCGCGACGACGCAGAGCUGCUUGAGGAGCGGUACAAGUACGCGUGCCUCGCGCUGAUUGACGAAGGUAGCGCCGCGGAAUUUGUGUCCUCGGUUGCCCACUCCCCCGCCUCUUGCUGCAUGAGCCACUACGCCUCGACACCGUUCAAGCGCAUUCAGGACAAGGAAUACGCGACGCACUUCACGACAGGCAGCAUUUUUUCCUACCGGCGCAUUCCUUCCAUUGACGUCCCCGCGCUAUUCAACCGAAUUCUGGACGCCUUUUCCAGCGGCGCGACCGCUUUUGUUAACGAGAUCAUCACAGGCGAAACACACCUCACCUUCGACGUGGAUGGACUACGAGUCACUUCCUGCGGCGUCGCAAGAAUGAUUUGGGAAUGGUUUUGCGGCAAAUUCGCGUCCCGGUCGGCGAUGCUGCUCCUGGACUGCUCGGGUAUGUCGGUUGUGACGAAGAAGAUGAAGCGGUCGUGCCACAUCCACUUCCCGCAGGCGGUCACAAGCCUGGAACGGGUGCUGUCGCUUACGGAUGACCUCCGACGGCACAUUGUGGGGAGGCUGGCGUUUGAGACUCACCUUGGCGAUGUCCUCGGCUUCCGCGGGCGGGAGGGCAGCGCAGAACCCGCGGCUGUCAUUGGGCAAAUUGUUUUCGCGACGGCGUACGCCAUGAUGUGUCUUCCCCGCGAAAGAGACAUAAUCUGUUCAGAUCCCUUUUUGGAGUACCUUGACCUACGCAGCAUGUUGUGCCUCGGCGGGACGUGUGCUGCGGUGCGGCAUCGUGUCUUUGCGUACCUCACUGCCUUGGCGAAGCCGCCGGCCGGUGCGGCGGGCCUCCGCAAAUUGGUCCCCAACUGUUAUUUUUUUGCCCAAUCUGACGGCAGCAGCGACCAGUACGUUCUCAUGAAGGUGUGUUGGGCCUCAAAGGACGCCGCCGGUGUGGUGGGCAAUUUUAUGUGGUGUCCCGUGAGCAGGCUGGUGGAACUCAGCGAGGAGCAGCUGGGCGUGGUGGAGUCCGUCGAGCGCGUCGUGGAUGGAAAGGCGAUGAAGCCAAAGGAGUUCUUUCUCGGGCAGGUCACGCCGUUGCGGGAGAAGAGUUUCUUUGCACCGGCGUUUUGGUUCCGCGUCAUUGACCAGGCACUGGUGGAGAGUCGAAAGCUGCGAAUGUACCUGAACGACAAGUACGACAUGGUGUACGGCAAGGAGUACCGCCCACUCUUCCUGGACAGCGUCUUUCACGUCCAGGGCACAAUGCGGGCGGUGCGGCCUGACAAGGGCGUCCCUUGCGGCGUCGUGCGGGCCCCCACUGAUGCCUUGAGUGAGGAAAAGAUGGACGAGUACCCUGUCGAAAUGGCACACGCAUCCGUGCUGCGCCUCACCUCCCUUCGCUGCCCCGAAUACCGCGAUGUGCAGGGGUUGAGACGACACGCCUGGUGGGACGGCUGCGACGACGACGCCCACCUUGGCGACUUUGACAGCAUUAGGGCCGUCGACGACCGACUGAAGUCCUUUGAGGAUUAUCAGACACACGGCGGCGUCCCUGGCGACGGCUGGGAAGUUUGGCUCAACGCCACCUGCGGCAUAGUGAUCGUCGGUGCCGCAACUUCUCAGGGGAGCGACGCCGUGAAGACCGCGGCACUGCAGCCCGCCUACUGGACGUUUGCAAAAAAGACCCGCCAGGCGCGACUUUUGGUCGCGGGAGAAGUGAUGCUCGCCGUUGGCCCCUGUGAGACCCUGCAGCAGGCGCUGGAGCAGAGGCGCGGCAUGGAAACGAUGGCGCGACACCUCGUCCCCAGCAUCACGAUGAAGGAGUUGCCGAUUGAUCCAAGGUGGCUGACGGCGUACGCGGAGGACGUUUUCCCGUUGUUUCUCGGCCCGCGCAAGAAGCCUGCUGCCCACGCUGCGGAGCACGCAGAAACGGCUGGGCCGCCGCGGGACACCGCCCCCACCACUUCGGCUGGCAGAAGCAUCCUCCGCGGCUUGAGUGAGAAGAAGAAGGAGGAGAAGAAGGAGGAGCAGGAGGAGGAGCAGCGGGCAGCGGCAGCACCCAACAGCGGCCCGUCAACCACGUUGAGGCCGCCGCCCGGAAGGAAGGUGCGGCUGCUGCUGGACAACUGGGACGGGAGUGGCCGGUGCACUGGCCAGGUCUAUGCGGCGAUUGUGGCGGCGUUUCGUGGUCCGUACCGCGCCUCGCUAUUCGUCACUGCCGAAAAAGGCCUCUUUGCGUUCCUAUCACAGCGCUUCCCCUGUGUUGUAUCCCCCCAAUACUUCACGUCGUCCCCCGUGAAAAAGUUCGGCUUUGUCGCACACAAUUUAUUUGACUACGUCUUCGUUGUUGACCGUAGCGCUGAACCGUACAGUAACGGGGACCUACUCGCUGCAAUGUGGCGAAGCCUCGCGGUGGGAACAGGACGGAUGUACGCCUCCAGCGAGGACAUCCGAAAGUGUCUACUGCUGUAG